AGAGGCCCAACGGGCCGUAGUUUGGAGACCCCUGGUCUAGUGUCCACCAGGUGAUCACUAAACUUGAUAGCGGUAUUAGCACACCAUUUUCCGUCUUUAGUGUCUGAAGAUCAAUUGGAUGAACUUGAUGAUCAGUGGAGGCAAUUGUUAUAUGCCACAGACUCUCUUAAAGGCUUGGCUAACUCCCCAACUCAGUUUUGGGAUGAGAUUAGAGUUAUUAAUGAUGGUAACGGAAAUAAAAAGUUUGAACUUCUGGGAAAUUUUAUGUGCAACCUUCUCGUUUUACCUCACUCAUCAGCCUGUGUCGAGAGAAUUUUUUUCCAUGUUAACAUGAUAAAGACUCCUCAAACCAACCGCCGGCAUUGCUCAACUUUGAGAAACAGACUAAUUGCAAAACAAGCUAUUGCUCGAUAAGGUGCACAUUGCUACACAUGGGAGCCGUCAACUAAACUUGUAAAAGACGUACAAUUUGGUCAUUGUCGGAGAGAGUAUUUUAAUAAACAUGGUCAGCGUCAGAAACAGGAAGAAAAUGCAACUGAUGUUUAUGAUAUUAUGAGCGAAGAGAUUGUUGAAAUAGGGUCUGGUUAGCAUGUUUGACAAUUUUAUGUACUGUUAUGUUUCACGAACUUUCCUUGAUCAUUAAAUGCACAACGGUAGCUAUGCAGUUGAUUGCUAACAUUGUCUCGGAUUUGACAACGAAGCGAAAAAAGCCGUGUUCUAAGUUGUCAUGGAUUGGACAGGGUAAGGAUACUAUUCUUCUUCUGGACAAACAACACAUCAAUGAAUUGACAAUUUCAUCUGGAAAGUUGAGAAAGAAAAUUCCGAACAUUUAUGGAUUGAUAAAUGAUGCUUGUGCAUUAAAUGUGUCUCAAAAUGGUGAAUAUGUUUGUGGGGCAUUGUGUGAUGGCAAGAUAUUUCUAUGGAAUAAAGAAAAAGAAAAAGUUCACUUUAUUACAGGUCUACCAAAAGUAUUCAACAACAAUGAUAAAGGUAACGAUAAAAACCAAAUUUACUUCUCUUCCUGUGGCAUGUUGUUGCUUUUAAUGAUGGGAUUUAAAAAGCUGUUUUUAUGGCAAAGACAUCAAACGUCUGUUACAGAGGAUUCUCAUUACCUAAAAGGAACAUGGAUACAGGUGCAUGCUGGGAAUUAUCUUCUUCCUGAUCAAUCAAACACAGAAGCAACGUUUGAUGUAAUAUUUUAUUCACAUGAGAUUAUCGGUAGCUGUGGUCUUUUAUCGUACGUCUUUAACAAAGGAACAGAACUUGUUGUCACGACGCUUCAUAUAAAGUCUCAAGACCAAAACGAUAAAACCAUUGUAGAUGAUGUCAUUAUUAAUACAGAUGGGGAGAAGAUGUCACGUGAAGUCCUAGAAAAUGUGAAAGUCGAUAUUUUAUGGCAAUCGUUUAGUCGACCAUUGUACACUAUAACUCCUGCUACCCGACUUAUUAAAGGACGUUGUAUUUACGUGUGUCGAUAUUCACCUGACGGUCAAAUCUUGGCUGUUAUUUUAAAUCAAAAACUUGCUAAAGACACAAGACUGUUGCUCUGUUCAAGUUUUCAUUCAACAUCCUGUAUUAUAAACAUGAAAUUUUGUGGUGGUUGUAAUACGUCAACAGGAAGGUAUUGGUGGGUAAGUGAUCUUGCCUGGAGCAAUGAUUGCCUUUAUUUGAUUGGAAUUACUCGAAAUGGUGGAGUUUUUAUAACAACAAAAUAUGGCGAACCUCUUCAACUAAUGUUCAUUAGAAAUGGUGUUGAACUGGGACCGAGUCAUUUUAUUUCAUUACAUCCUCGUGUUAAUUUAAGAACUUUUGUAGAAAAUAACCCUUCUGAAAAUUCCGAUGUUUCCUCUGGCUCAGAAAGAAAUUUCUAUCAUCAAAAGUUUUCAGUUGCUGUUCACAAUUCAUGUUUUCUCAUGUUGUGUUCUGAUGGUUAUAACAUAACUGUAAUCGAUCUAUCGAACGUACCAAAAUGUGCUCAAAUAAUCAAAUACUUUUCUCAAGAUAUAUUACACCUUCUCAGUGGUCACUUCAAUGACCUGCAAUCUGAAAGUCGUCGUUAUCCAGAUAUUGAUAAAGACCGUGAUGCACUGACUUUGACAUUUUAUAAUGUCGUUCAGGAUGAGCUAGACAUGAGUGAAUCAGACCGUAUAACCAACAUAAUAAGAGCAAAGUUUGUUUUAUUACAGACGUUAGGAAUUGCCACGUCACACUCCCACAAAUGGUCACGUGAUAUGUUUCCUGAAAUAAGUCUCAUUGUUUAUUGUCUAGAGCAGUUCAUCAUAUAUAUACUGCAGAAUGAAAAGAAUGUUGAUGCACAUUCUGAAGAUAUUGUGAAGUUUUUUAUUUCAUGUUGUGAAACAUUUCGAUGGGAUAUCGUUUACCAAAAUUGUCAACGUUUGCUCGUUCAAAUCAUUCAUCUUUUCAUUCAAUGUUGCCUCAGCUUUGGCAAACUACCAUUCCAAAAAACGACCCAUUUAUGUAUGAAACUAUUGCGUAUUGGUGAAACAUAUCUGAAGGAUGUGUAUACUUGGUCAGCUGUGACUAAUCGAGCAACAUUUCAUUUAAACGGAGAUUGCUAUGAAACUGCCCUUGGUGUCAAUAGUGAAAAAUCAGACAUGCCUUUUUCUGGUGUAAUUACGGAGUGUACCUUGAACCAGUCAUGGCUGAGACUAUAUCAAGUUGUUCUUGAAAAGUUUCAGUCCAUUGGAAGGGAAAUAUCACAGGAGAAUCUUUUUAAUAUAAUAUGUUUCAUUCAGAAAAAGUUGCAGACAUUCGAUUUACAUCGAAAUCUCACAGCAAAAUCUCAGAGGAAAAUAAAUGAAGGCCACACCAUGUGUUCGAAGAGUGAAUAUGUGGAAACUAAAGUUGUGUUACGGCAAUGUUUUGGUGAAAAUUGCAAAGAUUUUGUUUACAACAAUUCAACGUCGUUUACUGAUACCAAUACUUUGCUCUCUGUAUUAUAUAUGUACUUUGAGAAUUACGAUCUUAAAGGAGCUAUGACAUUUGUUCUUUCCUUUAUCGAUACAUCAUCUCAUGACAUCAACCUGGAGCAUUUACUUCUGACGGGAGAUUCCUUGAUACAGAAAGAAGAAAUGAAAAUAACGGAAAAAUCUUCCUUAAAGAUACUACAAUUGUCCAUGUCAGUGAAAUAUCCAAUCAUUUGGCUUACUAAUAUACACGCCAGGCCUUUGGUGCAACAGUUAGCAAUUUUCAUGUCAUAUUAUUUUACGAAUCACCCGAUAAAUCUUCCCUCACAUUUUAAGUCAAGCGCUUCAUUACAGCAUGAUUGGAAAAGUGGAAAUUACGUGCAACCACUUUGUCAAAAGCGACUCACAGAAGUGAUCAGUAGGCAGAAACUUGAGAAGCUGUGGACUGCUGAUCAUACUAUGGAAUUGCUAGUUAUUUCAGGUCUCAUUGGUGAGGCUUCGUGGUUUGCAAAUUGUCUCGGGGAUUGGAAAAUAGCGUUACUAUUGGCUGUUGUUCAUCAGUACAAUACAAAGAACGAAUUGACUUUGGAGAAAACACCGUAUGAUUAUGUACUUGUGCCUCAAGCCGAAGAUUUAAUGAAAGAGAGGAUCAAUGCAAUCCUAAAAAUGUCUGAAAACACUUCGGGAUUUGAUGAUGGAGGAGCGCGUGAAAUUUAUCAUCAUAAAGAUAUAAACAAUCUACAAAAUGUUCUGGAAGCAAGUAUUAUAGCACAAUUGGAUCUUGUCCCCCAAAUCAUUCAUCAUUUAGUAGUGAUGUUACGUCAUAAUGUUGCCAAAUUUCAUUGGAUGGUCCCUUCAGCUGUAUAUUUACCGAUGCCACCUUUAUUUUGCCCACAACCUCAAAGGAAUCUUCGGGAUAUUUAUGACGAUGAAACUCGUGAAGAAAUCAAUCUAAGAACUGAAGUCGCUGUUAUUAUUCAAAAGAUUCUCGCUGUAUUAAAGGCUUCAUCAUCGUACUUGUAUUGUGCUCAGGAAUAUUGUAAGCUUGUUAUACGUAUGUACAAUGAGUGUCAAUCAACGUGUGACGUCAUUGAUGAUGAAAGAAUUCCUGAGGUAAUUCAAGAAUUCAUAACAAGUGAAGGAGUUGACAUGGCUGCUGCAAAUCCUCUAGUUAUGGCGAGUUUUGAGGAAUUCUGUGGAUUGAUGUGGUUGCUUCAUGUCAGAGACGCACUUGCAUUAUCUUCAAAGAAAUACAAACAUUUCAUUCAACAUGUUUCUUUGAAUCCUAAUGAAGAGGAAAGACAACAAAUAGUUUCACAUUGUGAACAAGUUUUACAAUGGUUGGAAAGAUUCUGCAUAUUUUCUCGUUUUCUCGAUGCUAAUGACGACAUUGUUAAUGGAAUUCUAACGAUUCUUUCUCAGCUUCCUAUAAACAUUAAAAAUGUGGAUAUUUUAGCCAAGUAUUUUCACACAUCAUUAAUAUCAAACGUCUCUGCUGAUGAAAAACUUAAAAGAUUGACUAGAAAAAUACGAAAUAUGGCUGACAGUAGUCUUGCUGCUAGAUUUCAAGUGCAGUGCGAGAAGCAAAGGAAAAACAAGGAGAAAAAUUACUCUCAACAAAAAGACUACACAAUCAUGGAUAAUGUUCGCAAGUUUUUAAUGAAUGGUGACCAUUGGGAUUCCUACCUUCAUUUCCUUGAUACAUUCUACAUGAUCACAUUAGCAAAGGAUGUCAAUUCUAAAGAUUACAAAGCUUUACCAUUAAUUUUUCCUUAUAGAAGUAUAGCAAAUUUAGAGUUGGAUUCAGUCGUGGCAGAACCUUCGUCAAGAGAUUUUGCAGCUCAACGUAGUCAAAGCUUUAGAGACAUAACGAAAAGCAAUGAAUCAUCGUUAAGUGAGCAUCCUACACCCUUUCAUCGCAGCCAUAGUUUAAGUAACAUAUCGAACAUGAAAACGUGGAAUUUUACUGAGAAACUUCACAAGUUUCUUCCAACAUUGUUGUGGCUAAAACGCUGGUGUACGAAUGAUGAACAAACUACUGCCAGUAAUGCUAGAAAGGGGAGUUUCUUAAAUAUUCCUGCAUCGCUUAGUGCAAUAAGAGUUCAAUUACCUUUAAAAUUAGUUGUGAAUUCGUUAUGGCAAUUUGAUCACAACAAAUAUAGCUCGACAAAACAUCAACAUUAUUGUUCAUUAUCAAACAAGAGAAAAGUGUCUAAGAAAAGAAAUAAACGCACAAGACACAAUCUUAACGAACAUCUGCAACAGUUGGAGCACGAAAGUUUUAUUAAAGAUGAAGUUGCUGACUCUCGAGCUACCUCACUAAAAUGUGUUGUGAAGGAAGAUAGAAAUGUUAGCAAUAAAAGUAACUUAUCGAAUAUCGUAAAUAGAAGUGAGCUUCAAGGUGUUUGUUCGAAUUUUGUUCAAUCUCUUGGUUUUGUUGAUGAGCAGAACAAUCGUGGAGAUUUUGGUUGCGAUCCUUCGAAUGAGAAUGAGUAUGACAACAAAGCUGUUACGAAAAACUUUACGGCUGACUGUAAAGAAGAGUCUGCUGAAGAUAAAGAUGUACAAGAUCACAUAAAGUUGAAUUUUGAGAACAUUGAUUGUAACAAAAAACUUGCUGAGAGGAGUCAAGAUCACCAUAAGUUAAAUGCUCAAAACUUGGAUAGUGACAAGCAACCCGAUGAAUGUGAUCAAACAAUGGUACAGGAUUGUGUUAAGGUCGCUGUUGAAAACGUGUUCAUUAAUCUCGAACAAAAAACGAAAAAAGAGACCGAUGGUUUGCAGACAAAUGACUUUGGUGAAAUGAUGGACAAAGGAGAAUUCCUUGCUAUGAGUAAUAAUUUUGCUCAUAAAAUUUCAAAACCUUGCUUGUCAUGCCAUUUAGAAGAUGUAGUUGUGGUGAAACUUCACGAGAUCCAUGAAUAUGUGGCAAGUGACCGCUCAGUAGGAAAAAGAUCGACUCGCUUUGAUGCUGUUGAAAAUAAUUUGAUGACGACUCUUCAGGCAGGUUCAUCUGGUUCAGACUCAUUAAGUUCCAGCUCAUCACAAUCACGAGUAGUUAAAGACGAGUCUUGGCUUCGAAAAAUUAUACGAUCAGAAGUGAAAAAGCUGAAAAAGAUUCAAAAUGAUGGUCCGAUUUCAGGUCCUAUUACUGCUGAGAAUUCAAAUAUUAUCAAGGAGAAUUAUGAUGAUGUUGCUGUUGAGGAAAAUCAUCUUAAAAGAAAAGUUCGAAAAAGCACAAGGAAAAAAUUGAAUAAAAAGUCAAGUAAAUUCCGUAAUUUUGUCUUAACAGAUAUUAAAAGCUCAGACGAUGAUACAAGUCCAUUAUCAAAGAAUAUUACUGAACAGCCAGCAACAUCAUCAGGAAAAUUCAUUAUGUAUCCUAACGAUCAACCAAAAGCAAGCCAAAAAAAGUCAUGUGAUACGGAAAUUGCCAAUCAUGAUUUUAUGGGAAGCUCUUCUCGAAUGAUUUCAGCCGUUAAUUAUCAGCUACCUAAUGUUCUUCCUUCGUACUAUUGGUCGAAUUGCCCUCCUCGGCUGUGUUCGCAUAUGGGGAUUGAUGAAGAAAGUCACUUGAAAGAUUGUACCCUGUCAACCAAAACUGCCGAUAUUUUAGAAGGAAAUGAAGAUAAACGAAGAAAUUAUAUUACCAAUGCUACUGCUCUGAUACAGACUGAAGAUAUGUUAAAUGAACAAAAUCAUUUUCAUAAAAUAUUUUCUACCAUUGAAAUUCCAGCUCAAUUGAGACUUUGCGACGAUACAAACAACCUGAGCAUAAAUGAACAACAUGGAACACCUGAAGUCUCUGUUUCACGUUUGAUCAAUUCUACUGUGAAUAAUAAGGAACAACAUGGAACACCUGAAGUCUCUGUUCCACGUUUGAUCAAUUCUACUGUGAACAAUAAGGAACAACAUGGAACACCUGAAGUCUCUGUUUCACGUUUGAUCAAUUCUACUGUGAACAAUAAGGAACAACAUGGAACACCUGAAGUCUCUGUUUCACGUUUGAUCAAUUCUACUGUGAACAAUAAGGAACAACAUGGAACACCUGAAGUCUCUGUUUCACGUUUGAUCAAUUCUACUGUGAACAAUAAGGAACAACAUGGAACACCUGAAGUCUCUGUUCACGUUUGAUCA
Molecule: messenger RNA, 7064 nt
Organism: Xenia sp. Carnegie-2017
Lineage: Eukaryota; Metazoa; Cnidaria; Anthozoa; Malacalcyonacea; Xeniidae
Exons: 24
Coding region: 615-7061 (2148 amino acids)
Source: RefSeq, a predicted model, not a curated record